Molecule: messenger RNA, 3307 nt
Organism: Biomphalaria glabrata
Lineage: Eukaryota; Metazoa; Mollusca; Gastropoda; Planorbidae
Product: universal stress protein YxiE-like
Exons: 6
Coding region: 713-1201 (162 amino acids)
Source: RefSeq, a predicted model, not a curated record
UCGAGAUUUGACCCGAGUCUUGGUACAUGUGCGAGUGUGCGUGUUGUUGUGUGUAGCAGUCAAGUCACCGACAAUUGAUACUAGGCAACCGUAAAAAUAAUUAGUGCACAGGAGAUUCGCUUGACUGCAUUAUAUGCUUUUGUUAAGUGGUUGUGUAUGGCAGUGUUAGGAUUUUAUCAUAGUACUCAAAUAAACAAAAAAUAGACUAGAUCUAGAUCUAGAUUCUAGUGCCAAAUCUAGUGACUAGAUCUAGUCAGUCAAGUCUUGUGUGUAAGUGUAGGUUUCUGUUUGUUUACAUCUUUUUGAAGUUUUUGGGAUACGAAAGUACUUUCUAGGCCCAGACCUGCUUACUGAUCCUCCAGGUGGCCCCACGGGUCACAGUGAAUAAUUUCCUGCCUCGGCUGUCAAGGCCAGUCACGCAAAACUGGCAACGCUGGCGGGGAAAGAGGAAGCGAGGGCAGACAACUUGGGCCCGCCACCGCUUCCCCUCCAGCCCCAAGUGAUCCAAACCAGCGGCCAUCGCUCAAUCGAACUUGGCAAUGCGCACAACCAGGAGGGAAGAGGCGAGAAUCUGUUCAAAUCCUCAAACAGCGGCCUAACAAACGAAACUACGCCGACGACUAACCACACCAAGCGGAUCGAAGGAGCAGACGAAGACCGGCACAUUAUACCAGGGAUCGAGCAUAUUUUCUUUGAAAAGGAGCUUGAAAAAAUGGAGCACGCCAACAGCGCGGGGCAUAUUGUUGUGUUAGCCGUGGAUAACAGUGUCCCCAGUGACAUGGCCUUCAAAUUCUAUGUAGAUAAUGUCAGCAGGCCAGGCUAUUUACUUCACUUGGUGCAUCAUUCCAACUAUUGGGGUAAUUUUGAACCAAUGGAUGGAGGAGGAUUUUAUCUUACAGGUCCCAGCCCUAAACAUUGCCAAGAACUGAUGGCCAAAGAAGAUUCAAAAGUGAAAGAAAUUGAAAAUAAGUAUCGCAAGUUAAUGGCAGAGAACAAUAUCAUUGGAGAUUUCAUUGUGCUUCGGGGCAAAGAUGCCUGGCAUGACAUCAUCCAAUACCAGGAAAAAGUGAAUGGCAUAAUGAUCGUCAUGGGAACCAGAGGUCAGAACACAUUGCGGCGCACAUUCAUGGGCAGUGUCAGUGAUAGCGUCGUCCACCAUGCCUCAUGUCCAGUUCUUGUUUGUUGUCAUCCUAAGAUUUAAAUAUGAACUUUUGCCAUUCUUUUUUUGUUUUCUUCAAUGUUAUAUUUUUCUAUCAACAAUAAAAUGAAAUGGAUGUGAUAAAUGAGUUAAUACAGAGGUUUGGUUGGCUUGGAGAUGGGGGAGACAGAGUCAGUUUGGUGUCCUCGCCCUCUCUGUGCCACCCUACUCUUUUUCUUAGUGACAGAUUUUGAGUGGGAUGAUAUGGCCUAAGCAAAACUCCUUUUAAAUUGAACAUUCCCCCAUGUUCAAUUAAAAUGUCAGCUUUACCACUGGUUUGCAAUGUUCUUUAAAAGUUUUCAUAUUUGCUGUUCUUUAUAAUUUGAAUAUUAUUUGGUUGAAUUUGACAACCUCAUGAAUGUAAAAAUGACUUGAAAACAAAAACGAGUUUGUAAUCCCACUAAUUUUAAACGCUGAUAGUUAUUUGAAUUGAAGAGACAAAUAGAGCUUCACUUUUCCCUUAGGUCUUGUAAUUUAGUAUCAUCUGCAUCCUAUGUUGUUCUCCCAUUUUGUUGUUGGUUUAUGCUUCUGUGCUCAAUGGUUGGUUAGCGGUGAUUACAGUUUAGAGAGAGAGUGAACUGAAAACAUGGAGCGUAUGCCACUGACCAAACACACACACACACACACUUGAUUUUCCAUUUAUUUCAUUCAACUUAUUUUAUAUUGUUUCAUAACUUCCAGUUCAGUUUGCAAUUUUGGAAAUCAUGACUUUCAAAAUAUUUGAUAGCUGGUUUAAAACAUCCAAGAGAUUUUUUUAGAGAUUGAAGUUUCAUCAUACACAUUUCUAAACUGCAGGGAUUUUGUUAAGAGCUACAGGUCACAUCUGGUGUGAUUUAGUUUAAAAAACAACAACAUUGGUCAAGUUUUGUGUUUGUACUUUGGGAUUCUUUUGUAUGAGGAGUACACAAUGUAACUUGUCAUUGAUAAGAAAAUUGUGAUGUAAUUUAUAUUAAAAUAUAAAGUAAGCAAAUACAAAGUAUGUUGAUUAUUCUAUAUGAACUACUUUACUACUGUGUAGGCCUACAUUUUAUAGGGAAAGCAUGAAUGUUCAUUUUUUUGUUUGUUUUAAAUUUUGUCUUGGAAAGUAGUUAAAUUUUUUCUAUUUCUUGUUCUUGUGCUGAGAUAGUUCUUCAUAUUUUACCCAUUUAAUAUGGAUCUACUGUUUUGUUUAAAUGAUUUGUUUAAUUUGAUAGCUAUUUGAACAAGCAGCUAAAAUGUGAAAGAACAAUGUGAAAUGAUCAUCUUGAUGUACAAUGAGGUCUUUGGAUUUUGUCCAGAUUAUGAUAUAUGUUAUGUAAAUAUUUUUUUUUUCAAUCUGCAAUGCAUCUGUAGGAAUAAAUACAACACAUUAAAUAAAUUAGGAAAGCUGUGAUCUAUAGGGGUCAGAUGAUUUAGGGCUCAUGUUUCUAUUCUAUGAUUAACAAAGGAUUCAUGUGGCUAGUUUAAAGACUAACCACCGCCUUUUUUGCCAUCCUGUCAGGUACCCAUGUCUCAGUCUUCAAAUUGAUUUCUACUCCAGACCUCUCAGUUCUGACGCCAUGCAUUUGACCCACUCUGCCACAAGACCUUAAUCCCUGUGUCCCUUCUUCUAAUUAGUUGUAGUUUUGAUUGCUUACAAAUUUUACAGCCACGUUUACCAUCAACUGCAUUUAUGUUGUUUGAAAGAUUUUGUUGACGUUGCCGCCAUAUUGACAAAUGUCUAUUUCUACACUUAUUGGUUUUGAUUAAAUUAAUCAAUCAAUUGUACAGAGUUAUCUCCACAUGUUGCUUAUGUCAUCUAUCAAUAAAGAAAUCAAUAAUAAAAAUAUCAAUCUACUUUUACAAGACAUUUAUAUACCGUAUUUCAAGGCUCUGAUUUGAAUGUAAUGAUUGUUACCUAACAAUUUUUUUUUGGGUACCUGGCAAUAAGCACAAACUUGUUUUGUGUAUUUCAAGUCUUAAUAUCAUUUAUAAUUACUUAUAUUGAAAAUGUUUGCAUCAAAUUAGAUGACAAUGUUUUAUUUGUUUUUUUAAGAUUCUCUUCUAAUUUUUUUUAUAUAUAACUGUCAACAUAUUUACCAUUUUGUAUUUUUCUCCGAAUUAAAGAAGUCUUGUUUAUUUGGAUGUUGA